Messenger RNA from Colius striatus (speckled mousebird), 2091 nucleotides. It is a transcript of the gene TRAFD1, whose product is annotated as TRAF-type zinc finger domain containing 1. NCBI's taxonomy places the organism in Eukaryota, Metazoa, Chordata, Aves, Coliiformes, Coliidae. The record is from RefSeq and is a predicted model, not a curated record. The coding region runs from base 231 to 1775 and encodes 514 amino acids. The transcript has 11 exons. Gene Ontology annotation, molecular function: zinc ion binding.
GGGGCGAGCCGGGGCUGGCGGCGAGGGGCGGCGGGGCCGCCGAUUCCCGUGCUCGGAGCGCCGCGGCCGCGCCUCCUCCUUCCCCCGCGCUGCCGAGGGGACGAGCCCCGCGCUGCCGAGGGGACGAGCCCCGCGCUGAGGGUCCCGGGCGGCGUCUCCCGCCCCCCCGAGCCCGGCCCGGCCCGGAGCGGCGGCUGCGGUUGCUGCGAGGCGCCUGAGGGGACGGAGCCAUGGCCAUAGCGGCCGUGCCCGAGCUGGAAACCCGGCUGUGUGGCAACUGCAAAAAGGACAUCCCUGCUGUCAACUUCAUCAUCCAUGAGAUCCACUGUAGCAGAAACAUCCAAGUGUGUCGCCGCUGCGGGGAACCGGUCCCCAGGUCUGAAAUGAACCACCACAUGGAGGCUGAACACGUGCAGGUUACCUGCAAGUGUAAGAUGAAGAUAGAAAACAGCCUCUUGAAGGAUCAUCAGGCGUUGGCGUGCCCCCUGCGCCCCGCCCCGUGCCCCUUCUGUGCCAUGGAGCUGCCCUUCAGCAAGCUCCAGGAGCACGAGGCGUUCUGCGGCGCUCGCACCGAGGCGUGUGGCGCCUGCGGCCGCAACGUCAUGCUCCGGGACCGAGAGGAGCAUCCCCGAGUCUGCGGGACGGAGGCGAAAGGGAGGAGGGGAGGCCAAAGGCCUGGCUCUGAGGAUGAGGAUGCACGCGUGCGCCUGGGACGCGGCCCAGCCCGGCUCGGAUCAGAGCAUCAGCUGGGGCUGUGGGAGAGAAAUGAAGCCCCUCAUUCUCUGCUCCAUGAAGAGUGGGACGCGGAUUUAGACUACGUGCUGGCUCUCAGCUUACAAACAGAGAAUCAUCCUCCCAAGGCUACUGCAGCUGAAGCUGCCAGUGGCUUCUGGGCCACCAAAGAGCCUGAGCUGUCAGCCUGUCUCAGCGACACAGACCAGGCAAAUAGCUUAUCCUGUGACUCCCCAGUGUCUUUUAGUAGGCCAAACCACAUCAAAAGUGAUGAGGUCACCAUGUUGCCAUGUGAAUUCUGUGAGGAGCUCUACCCUGCUGAUGAUCUGAUUCUCCACCAGACAGGUUGUAACCCAGCAAGUGCCUUUGCCUCGUUCAGUAAAAGAAGCUCCUCUGCACCUCCACGGGAGUGUGAUGACUGGCGUGCUCUCAGCUCCAAAAGCAGUAGGUCUCUCUCUUCAUCCCAGCCCCAAGCUGCCCAGGCAGAAGGAAAUGUAAAGAUUCCAUGUGAAUUCUGUGGCAUGCAGCUGGAAGAGGAGAUGCUCUUUCCUCAUCAGCAGCUCUGUGUGUGGCAGCCGCUGCCCGAGAGGAGACCAGCCCCAGGGCAGGCCCAGAGGCGCAGCAGCCGUGCAGGAGCUGCUUCUCGGGGCACAGAGGGCUUGGGGCAGCAGCAGCCGAGCUCUGCACGAGGGACCAGGUCACUGAGUGAUGCAGCUGCCACCUGGGACUCAGCCCCGUCCCCUCUGGUGAGAGGCAGCGCUGCCCCCACCCCCCCAGGGCAGCCCAGGAAGGGAGGGGGCAGCCAGGGCAGGGCCAAGAACAGAGCUGCAACAGGAUCUGCACGGGGGACAACAGCCCCUGGGAGACCUCCCCGGGACCUGCACUCAGGAACCCUCACCUCCAGCUGCUCAAGAGCUUCUCCAGCCCAGCCCAGCACCCACCCUGAAGGCAGAAGGGGCCGUGGGCUGGCAGCUGUCGCCCCCCAGCCCAGGAGCACUGAGGUGAAAGCCCAGAGCGCGGCCUCUAGACGUCCAGAGAAGUGAUGAGUGAGCCCUGGGUGCCACAGCACGUGUUGCUCUGAGCAAGCACCUCCCUCGUGGCUGCUCCAUGGAAGAUUUUACAUGAAUUAAAACUUUGAUAGGCGGUGAUCAUUUUAUAUCUCUCUAUAAAUGCAUUUUAAUGAGAGCAGGCUCCAGGGCUGUUGUGCCUGCCCCAGCCCCGGGCAGCACCCCUCCCCUGGGACCUGCUGUGCUUACCUGGCCUGAGCCCACACCCGCCUCCUGCCACGCUUCAGCAUGCUCUCAGAGCCCAGGCUUUUAGAACUCCUUGUAAUAAAGUUUAUCUGGUUCUGUCCCAAAA